This is a messenger RNA of Penaeus vannamei (Pacific white shrimp), 1932 nucleotides long. It is a transcript of the gene Cwc25, whose product is annotated as CWC25 spliceosome associated protein homolog. The record is from RefSeq and is a predicted model, not a curated record. Gene Ontology annotation, biological process: mRNA splicing, via spliceosome. Gene Ontology annotation, cellular component: U2-type spliceosomal complex. Lineage: Eukaryota; Metazoa; Arthropoda; Malacostraca; Decapoda; Penaeidae.
UCCGCGAACGGUCUCUUGUUUACGUUUGGGGAGACUUGGUGAGGACGGAGGUUGUCGCCAGGGAGUUUGAUUCUACGGUUGUGCCUAUUCCACAAUGGGAGGUGGAGAUCUUAAUUUGAAAAAGUCAUGGCAUCCAAGCACUUUGAAGAACCAGGAGCGAGUAUGGAAGGCAGAACAGCAGAAAGCAGAAGAGGACCGCAAAAUGGCAGAAUUGCAGCGGGAACUAAAGGAAGAAAGAGAAAGAGAAUUCCUCCAAAGAACAGCAGAAGAAUCUGGAGCCGUGGAAAAGAAGGGGGAUGCUAAACUAGAUUGGAUGUAUAAGGGCCCUGGUGGACAUGUGAGUCGUGAAGAGUACCUGCUCGGACGCAAGAUUGACACUGCCUUUGAGCAGAUGGUAAAGAUGGAAAAUGAGGAGGGAAGGGAAGACAUGGGCAGUGCGAAUGAAGCCCCACAGAGCAGCAAACCUGCUUACACAAUAGAGCACGAGAUCAACCCAGAGUCAGUAGUGCGUCGGGAUGGAAACAUGCAGGUAGACAUGAAAAGGAAACUUAUGGAAGAUCCUCUUCUGCUGAUCCGCCAGAAUGAAGAAGCCACCAGACGUCAAAUUACAGACAAUCCAGUCAAGAUGAAACAACUUCAGCAACUUAUAUCAGCAAUAAAGACGAAGAAAAAGAAAAGGUCCUCAAGCAGUAGCUCUAGCAGUGAGAGCAGCAGCAGCAGUAGUGAUUCAUCCGAUUCAGAAUAUGAGAAAAGGAAGAAGGAAAAGAGAAAGAAACGGAAAGAUAAGAAGAAGAAGAAAAAGAAAAGCAAAAAGAAGAAAGCUAGUGAAAGUGAAACCAGUGAUAGCUCAGAUGAGGAAAGGAAAAGAAAACUGAAGAAAAAGGAAAAGAAAGCUAAAAAGAAUUCUGAAAAGAAGAAAUCCAAGAAGAAGGAAGAAUCAGAAAGUGAACAAGAUACAAGUACUAGACAUAAUAGGUAUUCAGACAGAGAAGGAAUUCAGACCUCAAUGCAAAAAGGCUUUGGAAGAAGCACUGAGAAGGAGCACAGUCCAGACAGAGGAUCCAGGAAGUCCUUUAAACACCGAGAUACUGGGAGAGGAGAUGGUUAUGUGGAAAGGAACAGAGAACUGGACAGAGAUAGAGAGGAGAUGAGGAGAGUGAGCAGGGAUAGAAGAAGAGAAAGAAGCAAUGACUUUGCAUCAGACCGACGAGGCAGAAGCAGAGAUAGGAGCAGGGAGAGAGGAAGAAGGGAUGAUAGAUACAGAAAGUCCAGAGGCCAUAGCAGAAGCAGGAGCAGGAGCAGAAGUAGGGAUAGAAACAGUAGAGACCAGGAAAGGUCAAGAGAUGGAGCAUCAAACGGGCAUCAUAGAUACGGGGGCAAGCCGAAGCUGACUGCCAAAGAAAUGGAAAAGAAAAGACAAGAGAUGAUGGAUGCUGCAAGGAAGCGAGAUCAGGACAGGAAGGAUAACAUCCAGCGCUAUGAGGAAGAGCGGAAGAAAGAGGAAGAGAUGGAGGAAAAUGCAGAAAAGUUUUUAAAAAGCCAUGUGCUGAGUGCAUCAAGCAGUUCCAUCCAGGACCGAGUGAAGUCACGCAUUGGGUCACUUCAGAAAGGUGGAGGCCACAUGGAUUCCAAUUUUUUGCGUAAGUAAAAUAACUUAGACGACAAAUAACAUAUUUUUUAUUGUUUGGAGCAAUAAAAAGUUACAGCAGAUUUUGCUAGAUUGUGACUAUACUGGAAGGUUAUUUAGGUAUAUUGUCUAGAUGCACUAGAUUUAAGAUUAGAUUUUUUAUUUUGCUCCUUAUGAUGUUCAAAAGAAUUUUCAAUAUUAUUUGAAACUUGGCCAUUCUUAUUGUCAAUUUUACUGACUUUGUUCAUCAUUUUUAUUUUUCCUAAAAGUAUUUGUAUGUAUCCAAUAAAAAAGGAACAUGAGAC